Messenger RNA from Brassica rapa (field mustard), 1017 nucleotides. Its product is annotated as peptidyl-prolyl cis-trans isomerase CYP28, chloroplastic. Gene Ontology annotation, molecular function: peptidyl-prolyl cis-trans isomerase activity. NCBI's taxonomy places the organism in Eukaryota, Viridiplantae, Streptophyta, Magnoliopsida, Brassicales, Brassicaceae. Gene Ontology annotation, cellular component: chloroplast. The record is from RefSeq and is a predicted model, not a curated record. Gene Ontology annotation, biological process: protein peptidyl-prolyl isomerization.
CGUGGAAGAAAGCUAAAUAUCAGAGGAGAGAGAGAGAGACGUUGCAAUCAUUCCACCAAUGGCAUCAUCAUCAUCCAUUCUCAUCCCUCCGAUUCUCUCCGCUUCCAUCAGCCGUCGCAACCUCCUCCUCUCCACCACAAUCGCCACCGUCUCCCCGUCCCCUCAGAUUCCUUCCCCCGACGUAACAAUCACCGACCGCGUCUUCCUCGAUUUCUCCCUCUGUCCCACUUACUUCCGCUCCGAUCCCUCCGCCACACUCUCCUCCACCACGCCUUGCCCCGACUCCACUCCUCUCGGCCGCGUCGUUCUCGGUCUCUACGGCCGUCAUGUUCCCCUCACUGUCUCCUCUUUCAAGCUCAUGUGCACUUCCUCCUCUACCUCUUACAAAAACACUCCCAUCCACAAAAUCUUCCCCGGUCAGUUUUUCCUCGCCGGAAGGCAAGGAUUGCGGCGAGACACGGCGGAGGUUGGUCCUCUUAGUUUGCCUCGAAACACCGACGUCGUCAAUUCCAAGUCGUUCCUCCUCCCUCACGCUCGUCCUGGACUCGUCUCUCUUUGCUUGUCUGAAAACGACGACGACGAUGAAACCAGACUCGAUCCUGAGUACAGAAAUGUCGAGUUCUUGAUCACUACAGGACCUGGUCCUUGUCCGCAGCUCGACGGUGGCAACAUUGUCUUCGGAACUGUGCUUGAAGGGUUAGAUGUGGUGACGAGUAUAGCUGCAGUGCCAACGUUUAAGCCGUCGGAGAAGAUUCGACAGUUCAACGAUUUUGCAGAGUUUCUGGGAGAUGAAAGAGCUCAGAACGCAAGAUCAUUGUGGAACAGACCUCUCAAGACGGUUUUCAUUAGUGACUGUGGAGAGCUUAAGGUCACUAAGCCUUCUCUCUCUCCGUCUCUGCCUUGAGUAUAUAUGUUGUUUGUGUCAAAUCUUUUCUUAUUUUGUGUUUAUAGUAAUCCUCUGCUUCUUCUACUCUCAACAAUUAUAAUUCAAUUCUACUCGAGAGUUCUUCUGCUGGU